GUAUGCUCGUAAAAGCUACACUUGAGAAACUACUGCUCCCAUGGCAAAGACAGCUACUAUUGCUUCAUCUCUUUGUUUCCACUUGUUCAUGUUAGCCAUUUUGUGUCUGCACUCCACUGAGGCUACCCUGCCGGUACCGGCCAUAUUCAUAUUUGGUGACUCGACCUUCGAUGUGGGGACUAAUAAUUUCUUAAAAGAUAGUCAAGCGACGGCGAAUUUUCCUUACAAUGGGAUUGAUUUUCCUUAUUCUGUACCUACUGGUAGGUUCAGCAAUGGCUACAACAGCGCAGACCAGAUUGUGAGGCUGUUCGGCUACAAAAGGAGUCCGUCGCCGUUUUUGUUGCUUCUCAACCAUGGUUCCAGUUUCAAGAAGAGAAUACUCCGAGGUGUCAACUUUGCAUCAGGAGGAUCUGGGAUUCUUGACUCAACGGGCUCCCAACCUGACGUUAAAAUGGUGAUUCCAUUGACAGAACAGAUCCAGCAGUUUUCCACAGUUCGUGACAACAUUACAGCUUUACUGGGUCCACACAACACUGCUACGAUGCUUUCUCAAUCACUGUUUCUCAUUAGUGUCGGAAGCAAUGACCUCUUCCAAUACCAACGUAGUAUUAAUAUGCCUGUCCAAGAGUUCCUGGACACUCUUCAGCAAACAUAUCAGAAUCAUCUUCAGAAACUGUAUGACUUGGAUGCUCGAAAAUUCGGUAUUGUAAGCAUUCCACCAAUUGGCUGCUGUCCUUUUCAACGUUUCAUUGGAAAAACUGGUGAAUGCGUCAAGGAAUCCAAUGAUUUGGCUCAAUCAUUCUACAAUGGUACUGAAACCAUGUUAAUCAAAAUGAGCUCUCAAGCUGUAGGGAUGAAGUACUCACUUGGAAAUGCUUACGCAAUGACAUUGGACAUCAUAGACAACCCACUAGUUUUUGGUCUGAAGGAGGUGAAACAAGCAUGCUGUGGGAAUGGAAGCUUCAAUGGAGGAGUCCCAUGUAAUGCAAGCGCAAACCUUUGUUCUGAUCGGCAAGAGUACUUGUUCUGGGACAGGUUCCACCCGAGUGAGGCUGCUUCUAGAUUGGCAGCUCUAACCCUCUUUGGUGGAGAAGUAAGAUAUGUGACACCCAUGAAUUUUAGCCAAUUGGUCCAGGCUAAUUAAUGCCUUCAAUCCUGAAAAUAAUAAGCAGCAGAUGAGCUUAAUCAAAGGAUAAUAUAUAUCCUACACACUUUCUAUGAAUUAGUUUUUUCUUUUCUUUUCUUAUUAUGAAAAAAAAAAGAAGCUAUAUAUGAAUUUGUGAUUUUGAAUAACCUCCAUUCACCAUUUUGCACCAGGAUUUCUAUCAUGUAACUGUUCCAUAUAGGCAAAAAAGAAAAAUCCGUUUUUA
This is a messenger RNA of Manihot esculenta (cassava), 1370 nucleotides long. RefSeq names its product GDSL esterase/lipase At5g55050. Bases 41 to 1144 code for a protein of 367 amino acids. The transcript is spliced from 5 exons. Gene Ontology annotation, molecular function: hydrolase activity, acting on ester bonds. Lineage: Eukaryota; Viridiplantae; Streptophyta; Magnoliopsida; Malpighiales; Euphorbiaceae. The record is from RefSeq and is a predicted model, not a curated record.